CAGAACGUGACAUACAGUUUUACAGCGUGUGGAUCGAGCCUCAAUUCGCGGAUCGCGAGGGAUUUCUACCCGAGAUUAGAAUGACGCGAUAACAUUCUGUUACUCCGCGGAACUUUACGUGAUUCUCCUGAGAUAAUGCGUUGUGAGAUACACGAAAAUCGGUAGGAGUCCAUCCCAGCCGAUCCGGCUAGGCAACAAAAAUAAGUAUGUCGACAAUGGAGGGCUCACUCAGCAAGUGGACAAACGUCGUUAAUGGGUGGCAGUAUCGAUGGUUUGUUUUGGAUGACAAUGCGGGUCUUCUGUCAUACUACACGAGCAAAGAGAAGAUGAUGCGUGGCGCACGUCGCGGUUGCGUGCGACUGCGAGGUGCUAUUAUUGGCAUCGAUGACGAGGACGACAGCACGUUCACUAUAACGACGAACUCCUGCAAAGAUGAUCCAAAAACGUUUCAUUUUCAAACGCGCAACGGCGAGGAAAGAGAACGCUGGGUUCGUGCGCUGGAAGAUACGAUACUCCGUCACUCUCAUACAAGAUGGGACCCUAAAAAGUCUCCACCUAAGCAAGACUUCGAUCGCAAGGUAGCUGAGGCCGACGUUUACCUUCAACUUCUGAUCGAGCAGAUCAAACUGAUUGAAGAUAAAAAGAAUGCUGCCGAAGAUGAGGAAAAACAGAACAAGUAUUCUGCCGUUCUGUUACAAGCCAACGCCAUGCUUAAUUCCAUUAAACAUACCAUUGUCCAAUUACAAAUUGCAAAGAACACUGCGAUACCUGUUAAUGGAGUGUACAGAGGACCAUCAAAUUCUAUACAUGUUACACCCACACUUCCUCAUGUUGCAGCUGGAGCACCAGAAGCGACAGUGCAAACUGGCAUCGAAUUAGGCUCCGAGUGUAUGGAACCGAGAGUACCUACAUUACCGACCGUUGUAGAUAGAGAUUUACCAGUGCCGCAGUUUUCGUACUCGUCUUCCGACGAGGACGACGAUUACUUUGAUGCCGCGGACGAGAUACCAACUCUAACAGUUCAGAAUCAUAUUAUGCUAUAUUCUGAUAACGAGCGAUUACAUUCAUCAAUGGAAAGUGCCACGGGAGAUAAACGCAAAGGACCGCCACUGCCGCCUAUCAAAGGCGAUGGAUCAUUAGAUUACGAUGCUCUUUACGAAGAAGAAAGCGAAACAGAAAUGGAUUCCAUGGAGAGUCAUGGUUCGGUCGUGUCUCAUCUUCUGUCCCAAGUGAAGAUUGGGAUGGACUUGACGAGGGUUGUCUUACCAACAUUUAUCUUAGAACGCAGGUCACUUCUUGAAAUGUAUGCAGAUUACUUUGCACAUCCCGAUCAAUUUGUAAGCAUUGCAGAUAUGCCUACACCUCGAGAGAGAAUGGUGCAAGUAAUUCGUUGGUACUUGUGCAGUUUUCACGCUGGGCGUAAAUCUGGUGUGGCUAAGAAGCCAUAUAAUCCUGUAUUAGGUGAAAUUUUUCGGUGUCAUUGGAACAUACCCAACGCUACUUUUUCUGAUAACGCUGCAGAUUCUAGUAGUAGACUCGUAGCGGAUGGUCCUGUACCCUGGUGCAAAGAAAAUCAACUUUCUUUCGUAGCUGAACAAGUCUCUCACCAUCCGCCAGUUAGUGCAUUUUACGCCGAGCAUGUCGGAAAAAAGAUUAGUUUUGGAGCUCACGUUUGGACGAAAAGCAAGUUCUUGGGUUUAAGUAUAGGAGUACACAAUGUGGGAAAGGGUUGGGUGAAUGUGCUGCAGCACGGAGAGGAAUAUGUUUUAACUUUCCCUAACGGUUACGGCAGAUCUAUCUUCACAAUACCAUGGAUAGAACUGGGAGGAACUGUGACGAUAAAUUGCAUACAAACUGGUUAUCAAGCGACGGUAGAAUUUUUAACAAAACCCUUUUAUGGUGGUAAACGAAAUCGAAUUACGUGUCAAGCUUUCCAAGCGGGAGAUAAAAAGCCAUUUCUUAUUAUAAAUGGGGAAUGGAGCGGGGCGAUGGAAGCGAAGACAUCGGAUGGUAAGAGUGAAAUUUUUGCUGAUGUGAGAGAACUUAAUACGGAGAGAAAACUGGUUAAAACAAUAUGCGAGCAAGAUGAAUGCGAAUCUCGAAGAGUUUGGCGUGAUGUGACAGUUGGCCUACGUAUUAACGACAUGGAUAAAGCUUCGGCGGCAAAAUGCACAAUUGAGCAAAAACAACGAGAAGAAGCGCGGCUUCGAAAAGAGAACAACGCAACGUGGCAGACGAAACUUUUUAAGGAAACCAAAGAUGGUGACUGGGUGUACAUAAGACCUCUUGUAGACAGAAUAUACAGUUCUAGCGAUCAAGCGAAUGUUACUUAACUGUGCAUACAUGCGUGUUAAGUGACAAUUUUAGAUGCAGCACAAUAUUAGAUGAGAAAUCGUGGCCUACUGCCUGUAAGAAUUAUAAUAUCAGGCUUAAUUUAGAAGAUAUGCAACUUUUACUUGAAUGAUUUCCGCAAAUAUUUUUAUGCGCAAUUAUAUGAACCACUCUUAGUUUAAUCGGGAAAGAGGUAACGAAAUAUUAUCACCUAUUUUACUUUUCUUAUUACACGUUUUAAGUCGUUUAAUAAAAAUAUUUUGUCAAUAAUAGAAUAUGAAUUUUUAUGAUAUAAAAUUGUAUCUUCUUUUUUUAUCCUUGAAAUAAUUUCACACGGUCGUAAGCUUUUAUUAUAUCUCCACAUUUGAAAUAUGUGUACGUAUGUGAAGUCUUUUAUAUAUAUAAUGUUUAUUGACGCUGUAAUUUCUUAUGAGAAAAGAAAUUAUAUGUACAAUUUACGCAAACCUGUUAUACAUCAUAGAUUGUAUAGAUUGCAUGCCAUAUAUUGUAUACAAAAAGUUGUUUUACGAUGUCACUAGUGGACGUAAAUGAUAUUCUAAUUAUAGAAUUAAUUAUUUUUGCGCAAUCUCGGAUUUCUCAUUGGCAGAUAUAGAUCUCUAACAUGUAAGGAAUGGCUCGCAUUCCAUAAUUAUAGAUUUCUAAAAUAAACUUAUUACAUUUCCCAUGCACCAAACGAU
Solenopsis invicta (red fire ant) is the source of this 3029-nucleotide messenger RNA. Its product is annotated as oxysterol-binding protein-related protein 9. NCBI's taxonomy places the organism in Eukaryota, Metazoa, Arthropoda, Insecta, Hymenoptera, Formicidae. Gene Ontology annotation, molecular function: sterol binding. Gene Ontology annotation, cellular component: membrane; cytosol; intracellular membrane-bounded organelle. The transcript is spliced from 13 exons. Bases 207 to 2333 code for a protein of 708 amino acids. The record is from RefSeq and is a predicted model, not a curated record.